AAGGCAACUGCAGUCCUUCAGACUUGAAACCAGAGCUGGCUAUUCUCAUAAUUCACUUUUCCGACAUCUCAUGUAAUCGUCACGUUCGAACCGGAGUAUGGAGAAGGGCAAGAAGCGUACAAACUAUCCCUGCGACGGAUGCUCGCUUCGGCGAGUAAGAUGCCACUUACAAGGAAGCAGUCCACCCUGCAACGAGUGCCGAAAGAGAUCAGUGGAAUGCACAUUCAUUCGAAUUCCACGGAAGAGAGGACCGAAAGGACCUCGAUCGAGUACCACUCACAAAGUGGUCAAUUACCAAGAACAGAUUCGACAGAAUCGAUCAGGCCUCCCUCUUCCGGCCCGUGGUCCAACGCAGAGCCCCAGAUCACCGUCAACUCCCGGUGUGGAGAACGAGAGUGAUACCCAGCAAAGACCUUUGGAGGUUUACAUCGAAUACUUGGACAAGUUCCGAGACCAUCUAACAUGCGUUUGGCCCGUCGUCAACGUGGAAUCACUAAAGUCCCGAAUCAGUGGUUCGCCGGUUGAUGAUAAUGCAUGGGCACUAGCUGGAGCCAUAUGUGCUACGGUAAUUGUGCAGUUACGACUAUCUCAAUUACGGCUUUCCAAGCAGCACAGUUUGGUUUCAGAUGACAGAAAUAUUGCAGAGAGCUUUGCACAUCAUGCGCAACUCUCGCAUAAUCUGAGCAACCAGCAUCAUCAAAGCACGUACUACAAGGAAGAUACAACAGAGUCCCUAUUGACUGCCUUCUUUCUGCACGUUUACUUUGCCAAUACAGAACGCAUCAGAUUGGCCACGAUGUACUUACACGAGGCAAUCGCUCAAGUACAUCUGCAAAGUCUGCACCGUCCAGAAACCCUGGUCAGUCUUGAAGAGGAACAAAGAGAAUUACUCUUACGAAUCUUCUGGCUGGUGUUCGUAACAGAGAGAACAUUCUGCGUUCAGAAUUGUUUCCCACCAUGCCUCAAGCCAAUUCAGACCUUCCCGCUUUCCGAAUUUCACAUCCGAGGAGUCGGCGAAGUAGACGCUUCCUUCCAACUCCUCGCCCAACUCUUCACCCUUCUCGACGACAAUAUCAUCGUAGCGGCAGACAGAGGGGGAGUCCUUCCCGACUCCAGCACAGCCGAUAACCUCUACAGCGCCCUCUCGGCCAUGGCCAAGCAAGACUUCUCGACCCUGGCCCCCAAAAUCCCAGAGACGCAGCGAGUCAACGUACUGAUGACGGGGAACUGGAUCCACAUUCUCUGGUGGCAGUUCGCCUUGAGCCACUACCAGAUGUCUAGCCGCAUGGACGAUGCCAUGCUCUCUAUGCUGAAGCCCGCCAAGGUUGCACACGAGACCAUGCGCUUGCUCGGGUCUGUUUCUCAGCAGGCCAUUCGGACCCACGGAUAUGGCCUAGAGCUAAAAGUCUUCCGUAUUGCCGACGCUCUCAUUGACAUCCUGGCUUGCAACACGUGGCUCUCUAGUUCUUUGCAACCCGGAUGCAAUAGCAUGCUUCUGGGAGCCAGGGACGUACUGCAUUCUCUUCAGAAAGCUCUUUUGCUUAUUGGUGGGCCAGAGUCUUUGUUUCAUAAGAAGCUGAUGCUGGUCAUGGCCGAAUCACAGCUAGCGGUUCCUGAUGUCAAGGCGUUGACGCUGUGUGAGGAAGAAGAAUGCGUUGAUGAUUCGUAGAAGACACCAAAACCAGUAAAUUACCUCACUGGUUGACUCCAUCUAUUGCAU
Messenger RNA from Colletotrichum godetiae, 1720 nucleotides. RefSeq lists its product as uncharacterized. The transcript has 3 exons. Lineage: Eukaryota; Fungi; Ascomycota; Sordariomycetes; Glomerellales; Glomerellaceae. The record is from RefSeq and is a predicted model, not a curated record. Gene Ontology annotation, molecular function: DNA-binding transcription factor activity, RNA polymerase II-specific; zinc ion binding; DNA binding. The coding region runs from base 98 to 1669 and encodes 523 amino acids. Gene Ontology annotation, biological process: DNA-templated transcription; regulation of DNA-templated transcription.